AUGAGGGCCUUGGUCUCCUCCCCCUGCACCCCCAGUUCAACAACCAAUCACAGCAGGGGCGCCCAGGAGCUACUCCUCCUCCUGCUCAACGCCCUGCAUGAUGACCUCAAGAAUUCCACACGACUCCUUCCACACGACUCCUUCCACACGACUCCUUCCACACGACUCACGACUCAGUCCACACGACUCCUUCCACACGACUCCUUCCACACGACUCCUUCCACACGACUCCGUCCACACGACUCCUUCCACACGACUCAGUCCACACGACUCCUUCCACACGACUCCGUCCACACGACUCCUUCCACACGACUCCGUCCACACGACUCCUUCCACACGACUCAGUCCACACGACUCCGUCCACACGACUCCUUCCACACGACUCCUUCCACACGAAAGGGGGAGAGACAUCAGACACGUUCUUCCCAGCGGUUGUGUCUGGGCAGGAAGUCGCUCAGCUCGGCGCCAGCGGACUCUACGGCGGUGACACGUCUCUUCGAGGGACAACUCAGCUACCAGAUGCUGUGUCUGCGCUGCGACGGACACUCUCACAGCAACCAAGUCUUCACCAUUCUGUCUCUGCCAAUACCACUGGACUCAUACAAGUGCUCCCUACAGGACUGCCUGUCGCUGUUCUUCCAGCAGAGUACGUUGACGUGUGGAGAUCAGAAGUUGUGUCCAGAGUGUGGAGUGAAGAGAGACACAGCUGUCCUCACCAGCAUGGCCAAACCACCGGAGAUCCUGGUGCUGCACCUCAAACGUUUUGGUUGCCAUGGGAGUGAGAAGAGGAAGUUGAGGACCAAUGUGUUGUUCUCAUUGGACAGUUUAGACCUAAACCCCUUCCUGUCCAGACCCUCAGCCAAUCACACCAGCUACUCUCUCUACGCAGUGGUGAACCACACAGGAGACCUAGACAUGGGUCACUACACGGCCCUGUGCCACAGUACCCUGUCCAGCAGCUGGCACCACUUCGACGACACGGCCGUGAGCGAGGUAGUGGACUUCUUGGUGCAGUCUCCUAACGCCUACAUCCUGCUGUACAGCCGUCAACCCUUCCACAGGCCCAGCAUACCCCGGAUCUGA
Molecule: messenger RNA, 1083 nt
Organism: Oncorhynchus masou masou (cherry salmon)
Lineage: Eukaryota; Metazoa; Chordata; Actinopteri; Salmoniformes; Salmonidae
Product: ubiquitin carboxyl-terminal hydrolase 50-like
Exons: 6
Coding region: 1-1083 (360 amino acids)
Biological process (GO): Ras protein signal transduction; endosome organization; protein K63-linked deubiquitination
Cellular component (GO): cytosol; postsynaptic density; dendritic spine
Molecular function (GO): cysteine-type deubiquitinase activity
Source: RefSeq, a predicted model, not a curated record